Messenger RNA from Protopolystoma xenopodis, 216 nucleotides. The record is from the annotation of a GenBank genome assembly. NCBI's taxonomy places the organism in Eukaryota, Metazoa, Platyhelminthes, Monogenea, Polystomatidea, Polystomatidae.
AUGCAUAGUUGGAACCAUCGGGAGACAAUUGAUUCACUUUUGCGAAAGGGUGGUUAUCGGGCCAGCAUAAAUGAGUCUGUGCGUCAGUCUAUUCGGCUGACGCGCUAUCGCAGUGAAAAGUUGACUCUUCAUGCCCAGGAGUAUCUUCGCGAACGACAAGGCGGAGUUCUUUACGCUAUAUUUCUUCGCGAUCUAUAUUCAGAAUAUCCAACGUAA